This is a messenger RNA of Geodia barretti, 784 nucleotides long. The record is from the annotation of a GenBank genome assembly. NCBI's taxonomy places the organism in Eukaryota, Metazoa, Porifera, Demospongiae, Tetractinellida, Geodiidae.
AUUUCACAUGUGAAAGAAAGUUGGAGUUUCAUUAUGAUACAAUCCAAACAAAACCAAGGAAUAUCUACAGAAGACAGUGGGUCACCCGCAGUGUGAGGUAUAUAAUAGCCAAAUGGAAGAGCUUACUACCAGAAUGUUUUUUUCAAAACGAAUGAGAGAGUUUGAAGAGUUUCAAGCAUUUGUUGAGUCGAAACUUCAUAAGCGAAGUUUUAUAUGAGAGUACAAAGUUCAAAGUGCAUUUUUAGUUAGCUGAACUUCAGUGGAAAAGUUGUGGAAGAGAUCGUUGCUACAGCCCGCGCGACCGUGGAGCGGCAACACCUUGACUUUGACAGAUGAGAUUGACUAUGACGAUGACGAACAGCCCAGGAUGCAUGCUGUACGGUCCAGCACUUCUCUCCCAACAUCAGUCGCUACCAACCCCCCCAGCGACCACUCUCUCCUCCCAACAUCAGUCGCUACCAACCCCCCCAGCGACCACUCUCUCCUCCCGACAUCAGUUGCUAGAAAUUCACUCCCUCCCAGCACUCUCUCUCCACCCACUGCGUCCCAAACACCUUACACUCCAGCAUGGAGUAGACAGACUCAUCCUGUCACUGUCACCCUAUUCACCAGUGCAGUAGGUCCUACGUUUGAUGUCCCAGAGUCUCCCUCCUCUGUGUUCCUUCAUUUCUGGCCUGACAACUAUCUGCAAGAGAUCUGUGCACAAACAAACCUCUAUGCACAACAGGUAAUUGGGGCCAGCGAAGUACGCAGAUUGGGUGGAGGUGAGUGUGCCAGAGUUGAA